UCUAAAUUGCCCGUUGUGCCUGAAGAUGAUCUGGCAGCCUGACCAGAAUAACUGGUUAUACAGUGGUGAUCGAAAUUAGAGAACAAGAGACGCUUUUGAUAUAUACAAUGUCACAGCUCAUCUACAGCUUAUGAGAAAGGCACUACAGUUACAAACUAGAAGAAAAUGGAAGACAAGGGGAACAAGCUCAAGUCAGAGCAGCUCCUGCUCUUCGGCUGCGCCUAUUCAGGACAGGUUCUGAGGAAGAUAAAAGAGAACGUGUUCCGGGCACAGAACCAAAAGGCGAAGCAGCAUCUGCUGCAGCAUUCAGCCACCGGGCACCAGCCCACGUAUCGGGUCAAAGAAGGACUCAUCCGCCAGCCACUCGACCAAUUUGACAGCCAGAGCACACAGACCAUUCCUCAGAGGUUUUUUGUCAAUGAGGAGUACUGGGAUCGUCCCGAUGGUCCAGUAUUCCUCUACAUUGGUGGAGAAGGUGCUAUCUCAGAGUUAUCCGUGCUCUAUGGCCAUCAUGUGCAGAUGGCAGAGGAGAAUGGAGCCCUGCUUGUGGCGCUAGAGCACAGAUUCUACGGGCGUAGCAUCAACCCCGACGGCCUGGAUGUAGUGAACCUGAGACACCUCUCCAGCCGUCAGGCUUUGGUGGACCUGGCCGCCUUCCACAGAUACAUCAGCGAACGCUAUGACCUGUCAUCACAGAACACCUGGAUCAGUUUUGGAGGCUCCUACGCUGGUGCCCUGUCUGCCUGGCUUCGUGGCAAGUUUCCUCACCUGAUCUAUGGUGCUGUGGCCUCCUCUGCCCCCGUCAAAGCCAUGCUAGACUUCUCCACCUACAACCAGGUAGUGGGUGAAAGUCUUACUAAUGAAGCUGUUGGGGGCUCUGAUAAGUGCCUAGGCACAGUGUGGGAGGCGUUUGCGGCUCUGGAAACUGCUCUCUUGGAGGGAAACGUGACAAAGGUGGGCAAAGACUUCAGCUGCUGUGAGCCGCCAGUGGAGCCGGAGGACCAGGCAGAGCUGGUUCAGAGCCUGGCCGACAUCUUCAUGGGAACUGUGCAGUACAAUAAAGAGGGAGGGCCGCUGACCAUUGGCCAGAUAUGUGACGUCUUGACCAAUAAGAGUGAAGAGACUCAGCAGGGGGAGGGGCCCUACAGCAGGCUGGUCAACCUGGCAAUGAUCUAUCGUGCAGCAGUGGAGGAGCCCUGUCUGAUCAUCUCCCACAAGCAGGCCGUCCUGGAGCUCCAGAACACCGACCUGAAGUCUUCCGGCUUUGGCUAUCGCCAGUGGUACUACCAGAGCUGCACAGAGUUCGGCUUCUUCGAGACCUGCGAGGAUGCCAGCUGUCCUUUUGCACGCAUGGUGACUCUGCAGUCCCAGAUGGAACUCUGCCCCCUGGUGUUCGGGAUAGCUCAGGGCAGCCUACAGUCCCGCAUCGCUUUCACCAACCAAUUCUAUGGCGGCGAUCACCCCCAGACGCAGAGGGUGCUGUACGUCAAUGGUGACAUCGACCCAUGGCACAAGCUCAGUGUGGUGCGCAACGGGACCAAGGAGGACAAAGACAGAGCCAUCCUCAUCGAGGGCACUGCACACUGCGCUGACAUGAACCGUGCUGGGUCCCAGGACUCACCUGCUCUCAGAAAGGCCCGGCAGGAGAUAAAGAGGCACGUGACCCAGUGGCUGAAGAGUGCUGCAGCACAGAGCGUGUGACGCGUGACACUCCAGCACACGCCAAGCUAGACAGCAAGCUUCUGCUCUCCAACCGCCUAGGAUCCUCAAUCCCAGCUUCUGCCUCAAGGUUUCCUGUGUGUAGGAGUCACACAGAGCUUUUGCUUUUGAAAAUGUAACACUAAUCCCCCACAAAACAGUAUGAGAAUAUGUGUGUGUGUGUGGUUGAGGGGGGUGGGUUGCAUAUAUUACAUUGUUAGAACCAAAUAUCUUCACGGUGUGAUAAAAACCUGUUAUUUUGACAUUGUGGGGACCAUUUUUAUAGAAAUCUGUGACUGUAAUCACUAAAAAUGCCAAAAGUCUUGUAUUUUGUUUGAUUAGUUAUAGUUAAGGUUAGGGCUGGGUAGGGGUUAAGGGUUUUACCCAUAGAAAUUAAUGGACAGUCCCCACAAAGAUAUAGAUACUUAAUCUGUUUGUGUGUGGGUGACUAUUUGGACAGUUAGCACAGCCCAUAAAAUUAAAUUGCUAACAGAAGGUUUUCUCAGUCCCAACAGCAGGUGACAUCCCGGCACAAUUAAGAAUCUCCUGGAGGAUAAUCUGCUGGUCCCUGUAAACCCUGUUUUCACCCAUAUUACAUCAUUUCCUGUAUAGUAACUAUGAAAGACAGAAGGCUGAAUUCCAUCUUUGUUGUACGGGAUGCAUGUAGGCAAGCCGUUAGAAUCGCAUUUGCUAUUUAAGGGUCCAAAGCACGUAGUGCUAUGGAACCUUAUUAUUAUUAUUAUUAUUAUUAUUAUUAUUAUUUUAUUAUUAUUAUUAUGUGUUCAUACACUUCUUACAUAUAAAGUGUCGUUUAGAAUGUGUGUUCUUUCCAUUAGCAUGUAAUCAUGUGAAAAAAGAGGGACAGUGCUGCACAAUACCAAACCCUAACACCCCCCCCUCCCCCCCAAAAAAAAACAUACAGCAUUUCCUUUGCUAGUCUUUAACUUACUGACUCUAACAAGAUUAGGACACCAGUUGUGUGGAAUAUUAGAGGCAGUAGUCAGUGCUUGUGUGGUUUGUAAAGGUAAAAGAAAUGUUCUCAGCAUGCUAUUUUGUGACUGGACAGAUGCACAUUAGGCUUCUUAAUUAGACACAUCGAAACUAAAAUAAUUCAAUUAAGAAAUAAGAUCCAGUUUCAUUGCAGUGCAGUUACUUCCUUUUCCAGAGGGUAGUGCUGUUGUUCAGGACUUGAAAAUUAAGAUAUAGCACUGAAUGAGUAUCAUACUUAUUUUAAAAGUAUGUUGUGUUACUUUUGGCUAGAUUCUGUUUGUGUCUUUUUAAUUGUCUUAAAUUAAGUGCUUUACCAAAACCUUGAAUAAAAUUCACAAAGAGA
Molecule: messenger RNA, 3031 nt
Organism: Paramormyrops kingsleyae
Lineage: Eukaryota; Metazoa; Chordata; Actinopteri; Osteoglossiformes; Mormyridae
Source: RefSeq, a predicted model, not a curated record